Oppiella nova is the source of this 1527-nucleotide messenger RNA. The record is from the annotation of a GenBank genome assembly. NCBI's taxonomy places the organism in Eukaryota, Metazoa, Arthropoda, Arachnida, Sarcoptiformes, Oppiidae.
AUUGACGUCAUGUAUUGAUUGCGUUACGAAAUGCAAUGUUUUUUGUGUGCAAAAGUCAAUGCCAUAGAAACCAAUGCUUUGUAAAUACAGGCAUUCAGUGAAACACAAUCUCUAAUCACUGUUUAGUAUUGUUUUGAUUAUUGUUGUGAUCAUUGAAUCCUUUGGACACCAAUUGGUUUAAUCGUCACCACAAGUACUUACCAACCAUUGGCACACUGUUUGACGGCAUUUUCAAUAAUAGGAUUCAUUUGGGAUUCAAGUGAAAGAUUUGAUUCAAUCAAAUAAACUGAGAUUACAUUACAUUUGGAUGAGUGGUCGCACGGUUAGCUCACUAUAACACAUACCUCACAGAUGUCUCAAUACCAACAACAACAGCCAUACCCGCCCUACGGACAGCCGGGUUACGCACAGCCAGGCUAUACGCCCCAGUUUGGUGGCUAUCCGGCCGGUGCCCAACCGCCACCGCCUGGCUUUGCAAUGCCCGGCCAACAGCCGCCCAAAUACGGCGACCCAUACGUGGGCUACAGCAGUGGUGGGGGUGCGGGCGGAUCGCAUAACGUGAACAUCGGGACCCCCAAUGACACGGAUGUUAACAAUUGGGCCGGUUUUACAGACAAGAAUAUCCGGCGAAUGUUUGUCCAAAAAGUCUAUUCAAUACUUAGUCUUCAGCUGUUCGUCACAUUCGGCAUAACAGCCAUCGUUGUCCUCACGCCACCCAUCAAGCUCUAUGUCCGACAGAAUAUGUGGAUAUAUAUCCUCUCAUAUAUUGUGUUUUUCACGCUUUACAUAACACUCAUGUGUUGCAAAGGGCCCCGACGUAACUAUCCCACUAACUUCAUACUACUGUCCCUUUUUACGGUUGCCCUGAGCUUUAUGGUGGCGAUGAUCUGCUCUUUCCAUGACUUGACAAGUGUUUUGAUCGCCGCCGGCAUCACCGCUCUCUGCUGUACCGCAGUCUCUGUGCUCUCCUUCUGGACUAAAUUUGACUUCACUCGGUUCGGGUGGGCGCUGGGCAUCGCAUCCCUCGGACUCUUUAUUAUGGGAAUCUGUAUGAUCUUCAUUAAGGUGAAGAUCCUGUACAUCGUGUACGCAGGUCUCGGAACCGUCAUCUUUAUGCUCUUCUUGGCUUAUGACACGCAACUCAUUACCGGCGGUAAGAAGUAUGAGAUCAGUCCCGAGGAGUACAUAUUGGCCUCUAUUAUGCUGUACGUCGACAUCGUCUACAUAUUCCUCUUUGUCCUACAACUGGUCAGCGCUGGAAGGGAUUAAUCAUAAGACAUACUGUAUCUGGUGUUCAAAAGCGGUUGUUUUGCACUAACUUUUAAAUUACUUUUUUGCGAUAAUAAUCGGAAUUAUAACUACCGGUAAUAGUUUUCAAAACUAAUUUAAACAACAAAAUAUACUUUUUAACGGUUUAUAAUACUAUAAAAUUAAUAAAUUUAGUUUUAUGAUAUUUACCUGUUAUUUGCUGUGUACCGUAAUAUACUGUUGCAUAUCAGUCUAAUUUAUUUAAUCCAAUUGGGAGGG